AUGUCCUCCGCACUGUCAUUGAGCAACGGUUCUUUCACUCUGCUUGUUACAGUUGUCUCGGAGGUACCUUUUGAACGCAUUGUCUUGGAAACAGAUGCUCCCUGGUGCGAUAUCCGACCAACUCACGCUGGUUACCAAUACGUGAAGACCAAGUUUGAACGAAAGAAGCCCAACAAAUGGGACUCCAACUGUAUGGUCGCAGGCCGGAAUGAACCGUGCAAUAUUGUACAAGUGCUGGAGGUCGUGGCCGGUGUCCGUGGCGUCUCUGAGGACGAGCUGGCCGAGACGGUCUACAAAAAUACGCUCUUCGUGUUCCCACGGCUGGCCGCCUAA
Dibothriocephalus latus is the source of this 333-nucleotide messenger RNA. The record is from the annotation of a GenBank genome assembly. NCBI's taxonomy places the organism in Eukaryota, Metazoa, Platyhelminthes, Cestoda, Diphyllobothriidea, Diphyllobothriidae.